GAAAAUAAUAUAGAGGCUGACCUGAUUGUAGAAGACGUGAAGGUAUUUUCUGGUCAAGAAAGCAUGAACGAUACAACAGAAGUGGUGGCACAAGAACUAGAAAAGUUGCCAAGCAUUACAGCCAUGGUGACGAGCUCUGAAACUUUAGAAGAUGCACCAAAGCUCAGUAAAGGCUCAAACAGAAUUGAGAAGGGAGAAUCAAAUGAAGUAGUUAAGGAUCGCAGACUGAAGCUCACGAGGGAAACUCAGUUUGUAGCCAAAGAAGGAAAAAGAGCAAACAAGGAAAACAUUAAAGAGAUAAGCAAUGAAGGUUUGAGUAAGAAUCCAAGUUGGAAAAUAGUAAAUACGAUGGGUUCUGAUGAUCAAGUAGAUGUUGGGAAGCUUGGGG
Messenger RNA from Dentiscutata heterogama, 388 nucleotides. The record is from the annotation of a GenBank genome assembly. NCBI's taxonomy places the organism in Eukaryota, Fungi, Glomeromycota, Glomeromycetes, Diversisporales, Gigasporaceae.